AUGGCUGCAAUACAGCAUAUUCUCGCUGCGAACCAACAGCGUCGCCGUGCGCGAAGCCAGACGGUUUAUAUAAACGCUUAUGUGCGUCAGCACUUCUCCCCACUCGACGUGCUGUCGGACCGGGCUGUCCAGUCCAAGUACCGGCUUCCUCGUGAGGAGAUCCACCGCCUCGUCACGCUCGUGUCACCACACAUCCAGAGGGUGGUGGGGGACGGCAGCGGCCUCAGCAAGGCAUCGGUUUCACGGAGUGUGGCAGCCGUGACACCGAUCCUCCUGCGCCAUGCCCGGAGACACAUCAGGAUGCCCACCACGCGGAACGAGGUCCACCGUGGAUUUCACGCCAUGGCUGGGAUCCCCCGGGUGAUUGGUGUCGUGGAUGGCACAUUGAUCCCAAUCCACAAUCCCUCCCUGAUGGAUCCGUGCUGGAUUGGGAGGAAACAUUACGCUGCCAUCAACACUCAGGUGGUGGUGGACCACGAUGGCCUCAUCACCGACAUCGUUGCCAGAUGGCCAGGAGGCACACACGACAGCUUCGUGUGGGCCAACUCAGCUGUGGGGCAGAAGGCUGGCAGAGGAGAGUUCGGCAGGAGCAUCUUCCUCGGAGACAGUGGCUACCCUCUCCGGAGUUACCUCGUGACACCGGUAACCAACCCAGCAACACCACAGGAGGAGAGGUUCAAUGAGGCCCACACACACACCAGGACCCACAUUGAACGGGUGUUUGGCAGGUGGAAGUCCCGUUACCGAUGUGUCCACCGUUCGUCAGGGGGACUGCGCUUGUCACCUGUGAAAUGUUGCCGCGUGAUUGUUGUCACCGCCAUGCUGCACAACAUAGCAGUGCGCGUUGGAGCAGAUGAGCUGCCUCCUGUGGAUGACGAUGGGGAAACAUCGGAAGACGACGCCCUCAACCCCCGCGAAGCCCGAGCAAUACUCCACCAAGCUGGUGUCCAGACUAGAGAGGAGCUUGUGAAUCUCUUUUGA
This is a messenger RNA of Centropristis striata (black sea bass), 981 nucleotides long. RefSeq names its product putative nuclease HARBI1. The transcript has 2 exons. The coding region runs from base 1 to 981 and encodes 326 amino acids. NCBI's taxonomy places the organism in Eukaryota, Metazoa, Chordata, Actinopteri, Perciformes, Serranidae. The record is from RefSeq and is a predicted model, not a curated record.